AUGAAAAAGAAUGGUUUGGACGAACAAACGAUACAAAAAGCUAUACAUCUAUUACAACGCACACAUGGUUCAGCAGACAUCGAUGCAAACGAGGUCAUAAAUCUAAUACUUGACCAUGCGGCAAGAGCAUGUUUUGAACAGCAGUCCCGAGUUGACGGUCUACCAUCUUUAGAGACAGAAGCGUCAGCACUUGACGAUGACAGGGAAUCAUUGAUUGUUCCAAGUCACUGCUCUGCACAUGUCCAAAUUGAUCCAACCAGAAGGCGAUGUGGAAAUUAUGACACGCCUCAAAGGAUCACAACUUUGGGAGACACAUGUUCUAACAAUGGAGAACAUCAGUCCGAGGAAGGGAAUACUGUACUUGACUACGACAACAUUUCUUCAGAACCGCCAGGGGCGAUGGCCUCAUCACAGCUGUCGGAAGUCGAUGAUAAUUCAGAUGAUUCUCACGAUAUUCACGAGUCCCCUGCUAUUCUCAGUGUUAGGAGUAUGGGCUACAGUGAUCAAAGUAUCCAACCUGCUUUGCAAAAGCUCCAGAAUCGAAACAGCGAAGUCACAGGGGAAACAUUGAUGGCGGAAAUUAUCCAGUUUGAAGAUCCUGAUCCAAUAGUUGAGGAAUAUUGUAGAAUGAAGGACAGCCUGACCUGCAAAGUAUGUUUGAUGAAUACCGUCAGUAUCACCUUACUACCAUGUGGUCACCUUUUGUGUUUGGAGUGUGCAAAAAACAGCUCGAUUAGAAGCUGUCACAUUUGCCGAAGUCCGAAAAACAAAACUCAAAAUAUUUUUUUUGUUUAAGAAACUUUGCUUAAACAAAGCAGAUGAUCUAUUGAACUCCGAUAUCAAACUCAAAACAAUAGGAGAAAGUAAUGACGAUAAGUGAAAUUAAUGUUCUAAUCAUGUUGAAUAUUAUGAUAGUAUUUUGUAUUUUGUAAUUAUCAAGAAUAUGAAACAAAUCUAAA
This is a messenger RNA of Pecten maximus, 959 nucleotides long. RefSeq names its product baculoviral IAP repeat-containing protein 8-like. Bases 1 to 795 code for a protein of 264 amino acids. The transcript has 7 exons. NCBI's taxonomy places the organism in Eukaryota, Metazoa, Mollusca, Bivalvia, Pectinida, Pectinidae. The record is from RefSeq and is a predicted model, not a curated record.